Molecule: messenger RNA, 3450 nt
Organism: Rana temporaria (common frog)
Lineage: Eukaryota; Metazoa; Chordata; Amphibia; Anura; Ranidae
Gene: FGFRL1
Product: fibroblast growth factor receptor like 1
Exons: 7
Coding region: 1020-2477 (485 amino acids)
Cellular component (GO): plasma membrane
Molecular function (GO): fibroblast growth factor binding; fibroblast growth factor receptor activity
Source: RefSeq, a predicted model, not a curated record
CUACUCGAUAUGUUGUGAUUGUCUCCUAAUGAGUUACUUCCUGCCUCGGGUGAUCAGAUCCAAGUCUUCGAACCAAAACUUUCUUGGAAGUUCUAAGUCAGUUUUCAACUCUGCUGACCUUCGGAAACAGCUAUGCUUUGCACCGGCUGAUCGUAACUCUUUUGCUUUCCUUUCGUACUGUCAAGUGUAUUUACCAGAAGGUGCCGAGGAAGAUGUUUAAAGACGAGGAAGACCUUUAAAGGCUCAUUCAUGGCAAUGAUCAAUAUUCUUUUCACUAGAAGCUUAAACUAACGAGGGUCAAUCGUUUGCUUUGGAACAUCUGGAUAUUUUGACUUAGCGAAAUGGAAGAACAUCCAAGAGCCCGAUAGAGAAGCAGGGGACAGUGUAGCAUUCAUAAACGCUCCUUAGUCAAUGUGUGUUACUGUAGCCCCACUGUGCUCGGUCAAUACGGCUUUUCAUAGGGGGCUAUCAAUGUGACUAUACUGUAUGGGAAGCAUAGAGCACGUGGGGGCUAUUUUCUGCUUUUUCUUUUCGCUCGAGCCGACGUGGAUUUGUCCUAUUAACCUUUUUGAAGACCAGCGGAGAGUUCACGAAAGGCAGUUUGCAGGGGCCCUUCCCGUCUGAUGCACGACUGAGAGGCCCCCACUGGAAAUUUGUAUGCCAAAAUACAAGGUGUAAUUAUUUAACGCGCUGGAUUCAAUGCGAGGAUUGUUGUGUAUCCCCAGGGUAGACAGCCUUUACAAGAGCCAGGAAUUCAGACAACUGUUUAGAGAGUGAGAGUGAGCCCAGUGUAUAUGCGGCUGCAAUUAAUGCACACCUUUGGGCUGUUUUGCGGAGCAUUUGUAAAUCCCGACGGCCUUUGACAUCUAUUUUGUACAGUUAAUUGGUGGCAACGACACUUUGUCCCGAGUGUCACGGGAAGGAGUGGGCAAGCGAAACAACCUUGGAGAGAGGAUUACAUGCCAAAGCACUAUCUGACUAAUGGUAUUUAUUGAAAGACAUUAAACGGGUCCUUCGUGAUGGAAUUUCAGUUUGUCCUUCUUAUUGUUGGAAUAAUUGCAUUUUCAGACUCGGCAAGAGGUCCUCCACGCAUUUCAGACAGAGUAAUUCACCGGCAAACUGUGAGAUUGGGAAGGACUAUAAAGCUUCUCUGCCCGGUAGAGGGCGACCCCCCGCCUCUUACAAUGUGGAUAAAAGAUGGACGUUCAAUCCAUAGCGGGUGGACAAGGUUUAGGACUUACGUGCAUGGGCUGAAGAUUAAGGAUGUUGAAAGGGAGGAUGCUGGAAGCUACAUCUGUAAGGCCACCAAUGGGUUUGGAAGCGUCAAUGUGAAUUACACCCUCAUUGUUAUAGAUGAUUCUAGUGCAGGAAAAGCCAACCAGCCACCUGAUGGGCCAAAUCCAGAAGUAGAAGAAUUUUCCAAUAAACAGUGGGCACGCCCACGGUUUACACAACCAGCCAAAAUGAGAAAGAGAGUCAUUGCUCGGCCUGUGGGCAGCUCUGUCCGGCUCAAAUGCAUUGCCAGUGGGAACCCAAGGCCGGAGAUCACCUGGCUAAAGGAUAACAAACCACUGUCUACUCAAGAGAUUGGGGAGAACAAGAAGAAGAAAUGGACACUCAACCUUAAGAGCCUCAAACCAGAGGACAGUGGGAAAUACACCUGCCAAGUCUUUAAUCGAGUGGGGCAGAUCAACGCUACAUACAAGGUGGAAGUGAUCCAGAGAACAAGAUCAAAGCCAAUACUUACUGGAAAUCACCCUGUUAAUACCACAGUGGAUUUUGGAGGCACCACCUCUUUUCAGUGUAAAGUGCGCAGUGACGUCAAGCCGGUGAUCCAGUGGCUAAAGAGAGUGGAGUACGGCUUGGAGAAUAAAUACAAUUCCACUAUUGAUGUGGGUGGACAGAAAUUCAUUGUCUUGCCCACCGGUGACGUGUGGUCACGGCCUGAUGGUUCCUACCUGAAUAAACUUAUCAUCACAAGGGCCAAAGAAGAAGAUGCAGGAAUGUACAUCUGCCUUGGUGCCAACACUAUGGGAUACAGCUUCAAAAGUGCAUUUCUAACAGUACUGCCAGAUCCGAAGCCCCCAAUUGCACCUGUGAGCAUAUCAUCCAGUAGUCUUCCUUGGCCAGUGAUAAUCGGAGUUCCAGCUGGAGCCGUCUUCAUAUUUGGGACAAUACUUCUGUGGCUUUGCCAGACGAAGAAAAAGCCAUGCUCUCCUCCUGCAGCGGCGGCUGCUGUCCACAGGCCGCAGCCAAGGGUUUGCAUACCACAGAUGGUGGACAAAGACUGCAUCUCCUCCAUAAACUAUGAGGAGUAUGUUGCGCAACAGCAGCAUUUACUUCCCCAAGGACCUCUUUUGGCCAAUGGAGUGGCUUCAAAAAUGUACCCAAAGAUUUACACAGAUAUCCACACUCAUACGCACUCUCACGUGGAUGGAAAGGUUCACCAGCAUCAACACAUUCACUAUCAGUGUUAAAUGCCAUAAACAAACUUGUUUCUCAAGCGGUACCUCAAGACUGAUUGGUUCAGCUAACACUGCCAGUAGACAUGGAUAACAGAAUGUCAUGGAUAAUGCAACUGAAUUCUUCGACUCAUAAAAGGAAUCAUGAAGGAAUCUCUGGUUAAUCGGAGGUCAUUGUUGCUAUUUUUUUUUUUGUUUUUUGUGUUUUGGAAAAAGGAAAAAGCACUGUGUUGCUACAAACUAGUUGAAGAAAAGGAAAAAAGAAAAUGGUCACUGUCAUAUUUCACCCAGGUUUAGUUUAUGCUGGUGCCUUCUUUAUUUUUGAUGCUAUAGCUAGGCCUUCAGCCUUGGUCAGCGUUUGAGCUUUCAGGAGGUCUAAGAAGGAACCAAUAAAGGGGGAAGGAGGAUAUGUAUGAAGAAAGUAAUAAAUAGCAUUAGAUAUAAGCUAAAAUGUUCAAGCAACAGAGAACAACUUUUUCAGUAUCAUUGAAUUUUUGAUGGUUUUUCUUGUCCCUCAAAGUGCCUGUUAUUUUUGAAGCACUCUUUUGCAAAGCCACGGUCAUGCCAAACCUCUAUCAUAUCCUAGCCUUGUUUCUUCAGCUAUUAUACUUAUUGAAAGAAAAAAUCAAAUCUGAAGUUUUGAAGAACUACAUCAUUUAUCAUAAAUGCUCAAAUAAUAUCAUCAUUUUUUUUUUUUCAAAAAGCAAUAUUUUGCUGUCGAUAAAAGCAACAACCUAUCAUGUGGCUUUGAAAGAUGCCUUAUAAUCAUUAUGAUAAUGAUGACAGACUUUAUAAAGCAAUUUGUGACUAUAGGAGACGUAUAUAGAUUUUAAACUAAAGCCAUGUAUAUUUAAUUUAUUUUGUUAAACAGAAAAAAAAUGUCUAUGUAAAAUAUUAUUUUCAGCAAAAAUGUUAAUUUCUAUUUUCUGAGUGAAUUUGUACAAUUAUUUUAGAUACGACUCGUUAGGCAUAAAGAUGUUACCAUGUA